Protopterus annectens (West African lungfish) is the source of this 5079-nucleotide messenger RNA. RefSeq names its product E3 ubiquitin-protein ligase RNF216-like. Gene Ontology annotation, molecular function: zinc ion binding. NCBI's taxonomy places the organism in Eukaryota, Metazoa, Chordata, Ceratodontiformes, Protopteridae. The record is from RefSeq and is a predicted model, not a curated record.
AGGUUCCCAGAUGUUGAAGAAAAGUUUGUUGCAGACCUCAUUCUGAACAGACGUUACACUGACUUAAAUUUUAUUUGCAAUAAUCUUUUAGAAAAUCCAGAUUAUCCUAAAAAAGAAAAUGGAUUGAUCAGUUUACCCAAGAGCAGUCUGCUCGAAAGCAAUGAUGAUAAGGCACCUAAGGUGGAUUAUUUUGACAUUUCUCAGCUGGCUCCAGUGGAUCAACGUUGCUUCAUUCAAGCGGCAGACCUGUUAAUGGCAGAUUUUAAAAUGCUUAGCAGUCAGGACAUCAAAUGGGCAUUGCAUGAACUAAAAGGUCACUAUGCAAUCACACGAAAGGCCUUCUCUGAAGCACUCAAAUGCUGGCAGGAGUUGUCUCCAGAAAGCAAUGGAAAGAAAAAACGAAGGAAAGAAAUGAAUCAGUUCUCGUACAUUGAUUUUAAAUUUCAUCAGGGUGAUAUAAAACUAGAAAAAAGAAUGUUUUUCUUAGAGAACAAACGGCGCCAUUACAGAUCAUAUGACAAAGCUGCCCUGCUUCCAGCUGUACGGAAAGAAUUGGAGUUCUUCAACGUUAAGAUGAAAGAAUUAGCAGAGGAUGGCCAGAUGAUUGAGUGUCGCUGCUGUUAUGGUGAAUUUGCAUUUGAAGAACUUACGCAGUGUGCAGAUGGGCAUCUUUUCUGUAAAGAGUGUCUAAUCCGAUAUGCCCAGGAGGCAGUAUUUGGCUCUGGACAGUCUGAGCUGAGCUGUAUGGAUGGCUCUUGUACCUGUUCCUUUACAAGCAGUGAGUUGGAAAAAGUUCUUCCAGAAGAUAUCUUGUCAAAGUAUUAUGAGCGUCAGGCAGAAGAGGCAGUUGCAGCUGCAUGUAAAGAUGAGCUUGUCAGGUGUGUAUUUUGCAACUUUCCUGCGUUGUUGGAUUUAGAAGUAAAUCUGUUCAGCUGUCCUAAUCCCCGCUGUAGAAAGGAAACAUGUCGAAAGUGCCAUGUGUUGUGGAAAGACCAUGCUGACAUGUCCUGUGAGGAAGUGGCCGAAAAGGAUGAAAUUAAAUUCAGGACAAAUUUUGAAGAGCGAAUGACUGCUGCACGAGUCCGAAAAUGUCAUAAAUGUGCAACAAGCCUCAUCAAAUGUGGAGGCUGCAACAGGCUGUCUUGUCGCUGUGGUGCUCAGUUAUGUUAUGUCUGUCGAGCUCCUAUUAAUGGGUAUGACCACUUUUGCCAACACCCUCGUUCACCUGGUGCCCCCUGCCGAGACUGUACAAAAUGCUCUCUUUGGACAGAUGCAUCGCAAGAUGAUGAAAGGAUAAUUGAUGAGAUUCAGAAAGAAGCAGAAGAGGAACAAAGAAGGAAAAGUGGUGCUGCUGGCGUGAAGAGAAUUGGUCCACCAGUUGAAGAAAAUCCUGCAAAAAUCCAGAGAGUAGAACCAAUACAGCGACCAGUGCCCCAUAAUAUCCACCACCCCAGACUUCCAGUGUACCCCCCUCUUGUACCGCCUCACUUUCCAUUACCACCAGUUGCUCCCUUGUAUGAUAAUUUACCACUUAACAUUCCACCUGUUCCUGCUCCUUAUGUACCCCAUCUCCCACACAUCCGGAUGAACUUUGACUUCCCUGCACGGAUAAACUUUGAGCCCAAUUUACCCAUGCAUUUUGGGCCACAGCCUCAGCGGCAGCACAGACCACUAUAAGCAACACCAGCAAUGGAAGUAUCAGAAAAAGAGGAGGAGGAGAUUGUGCCCAGAAUCUGUUUGUAUCUGAAAAGGAUUCAGAUGUGCACUCAAGUAUGUGGGAGUAAGGAUUGAAUCUUACUACUUGUUUACAGCAUUUAACUUUCCUUCUUUCUUUUGUCUCUGAAAAAUACAGAUUCAGAUUUAGUAUUUCAUAAUGCGCCAUCAAAUGCUGGCAUUCACAAAUAGAUUAUUUUUCAGGUACCAACAGUAGAUGAAGAUUAGCCAGUAAAUAAAAAAAUAAUAAUCCAUCUUCCUGGCAAGUAGUCGCUGUGCAUCUGCUUUGUGUCUUCGUCUCAUUAAAAUGUACCCAUAUGUGAAUAAAGAUUACUUUUUUCUUCUUUUGUUUAGUUAAGUUCAAACAGUACUGGCAGUUGUCCAUUCAGAGCUUAUUAAUACAAACCACUGAGAAAAGACUAAACCAGUAAAGGCUGUUGUCACUAUCCAUUGAAAUGCUAGUAUUGUGCGUGAGUUAAGUAUUAAGAAGAAAGGAGCUGCUUAUUGCUAUCUGAUUUGUUUAUUGCUGCUGACCUGAAAGCAUUGGAAAUGGAAAGUAAUUCAGUUUUCACUCCACAUUAAGUAACUGAAAAUAAUGCCACCUUUGCAGAAGUUUGAAGCAGGUACCAUGAUUUGUAGGGUCACAGUAUGCAUAUAGCUAUGCAUAUGCAGUACAUAGAUACCUAUAUGUAUUUUUUCAUUACCUGAAAAUCUCCGGAAGAAGUUGCAUCUUUUACACAUUAACACAGUUUUAUGGUUUUGAACAAAGUUAAGCCAUAUAAUAGUUAGGUGUAGUUUGUAUACAUAGUUAAGUAACACUGUACCUGUGCAGAGUGCAGUCUUCCGAGUAUAAAAUGGGUUUCCAGAGUAUUAUUCUGUCAGACUGGCAGUUUCAUCACUGUGAAUGUCAUUUAUGAUUACUUGUAUCCUUUCAGGGCUUAGUGCAGUUGUUGAUGCUUUACACAUCUUGGGUACUUGUAGAUAGCCAAAUGGACACUCAGACUGUUUUUACAGUAAGACUUAUUUUAUGUUGUAUUAAAACACUUCUUCAGUGUCAAGUUGAUCGAUGCUAAUUCACGCAAGUUAAAUUGACUCACUGAACUGAGGUCAACACAGUUUGCAACUUGUCCCAAGAUUUUUGCACCCUUGUACUUGGUUAUAAUACUCGUGUUACAUGGGUAUUUCCCCAUGUGAAGCAUGUCAAUCUCAGUUCGUGUCUGUUUGGCUCAAAUGAAGAGGCAUUGAUGACUCUGUCUUUCAGCUAUGGUCGAGUAACCACUUUGAAUACCUGUUUAGACACAUGCAGACACCUGAAUGGGAUACUGGAUAAUCUUUUUAUUUAAACUGGAAUAAUUGGAUGAUGCAGACCUUCUAGAAGUUAGUGCAUAGCCCAGUAUUCAUUGUAUGUAACUACAGUCUGUAAAACAAGGUUCCCUAUGCUGUUUAUGUAGUCAUUGUUUUUACUGCUAAAAAGGAAAAAAAAAGAGAGAGUGACAGUAAAUUUGAUUUAGCUUUAGUUUUUCAUAUGCCUCACCUCAACUUUUAAAAGGUGCAUUGUUUGUAUUUGGGGAAAUGAUAAAGAGCUCAAUUUGAAUGGAAAGAAUGUGCACAUUUUAACUAUCUGUCUAAUAGUGCAUUCUGUUUUAUAGUUGUGUUUAAUUGUGUCAUGCACUUUGCAUAUUGAUGCAUAGGUUUUAUAGUGUACACAUUUGAAUUGAGUUAUUAAAGACUCGUAGAUGUCUUAGCCUUACAGAGAAGGUACUGUGGUCUGGUGUCUUGAACAGUGUACUUUGACGCAAGCUAUACCUUUCUUGAUCUUGGCAUAAUUAGAUUGUGUUUACAGACAACAAGCUUGUUAUGCUGAUAACUAGUUCAGUGGCAGUGGGCGCAACCUCCCUACUCCUGUGAAAUAUAACAGCUCAAAGGUGACAUCACCUAAGAAGAAUGUAUGUUGUCUGCCACUUUGAUGCAACAUAGUAUGCAUUAUUGACAGGUGCAUUCAUUUUGUUGGAGAAUAAGAAGUACAUCAAAAAUGACACCCCAACAUAUGGAAAGUAAAGAAAUUGUAACCCAGAAAUGAAAACUGAUUAGCCAUAACCUUAGGCCAUUAAAAUAACAUGUACACCCACAUCACUUUAUCUUCCUGCAAAACUGAUGCAUAUUUAAAUUAAUGAGAAAAGACACUCAAGGAUUGCUGAGGGGAGAACAUUUUCAAAGUACUUAUCACCCAGUCCAUACCCUUUUGCUGUCUGUUCUGAAGUUACUCCAUGCAGAAAACUUGUGUAAGCCAUGCAGUAGUCAUCUCAGUGCACCUACUAAGAUAGAUGGCUUUGUUUUUUAUUUUUAUUUAUUUUUGUGCAGUGUCUGCUGUUUAUUGGGUAUAUUAUAGAUUCCUGCCAGAACUGUCUCGUUCAGAGCACAAGUAUUUUAUUUUUUCACAGGGCAUCCAGCAUUCUAUUUUAAUAGAGCUUUUAAAGAAUAAGUUUGGCAUUUCUAAAAGGAACUUUUAUUUAGAGAGUUUAUAAUUUGAAAUUUUAUUUUGUGUGGCUGUAGUUCUUGUGAGGCACCACAGUUUUUAUUAUUGUUGGGCCCCCUAGAAGGACCGUCAGGAAGAGCUAAACGUAAUUUAUUUUCAUUAAGUGUGCAUUUGCUCCUAAUUCUUCAUUCUGAAUGCUUCUCUAUGGAUCCAGUUUUUAUUGUCCUGAAUGAAAAGAAAAAAAAAUCAGGAACAUAUGAAGUAUGGUAACUUCAGCUGAAUAAGCCUAUCUUCAUCUUUAUUCUGAAUAUCCUUAGAAGAUAUGACAAGAAAAUCAUGUUGCUUCACCACCUUACAGCUGCACAACAUAAAAGUUCAGGUUACAGACAUAAUGAAUGAAAGUUAAUUUUAGAAAUGAAUUGUGUAACAGCUUCAAUUUUCAUCUGCUGUCUCAGACUGCAGGUUGUCUACAACUCAGGAUAUGGGGAUAUUUAAAAAAUGAAGUACUACAGACACUUAGUUUGUAGUAGUACACCAUUAAAGUGUGAGACGUAUUUGAUAAUUUUAUUUAACUGGGCAUUGUGGCAGAUUUUAUUUCUCUGGGCAUUUGCAUUUAUUGACCCAGUAGCAGCGUUCCAUUGUACUUGCCUUAAAGGUGGAGAGAGAGAGAGAUGUAUUUGCACUUAGCAAAACAUUUUAAUAAAUUGUGCAUGUUCUCUACAUUUGUAAAAAAUAGAAAAAGCAAGCAAAAAAAUAGUAGAAAGGCAAUGUAUGGUUUAUUAAAAAAUAUUUUCCUUACCUUAUGGCAUAAAACUGUUACUCUGUUGAAUAAAGUGUUGUGAAUAAAAAAAAUAUAUAAUUUUUUGUAAAUAAAAAUUUUUUGUGCACUA